This is a messenger RNA of Hippocampus zosterae (dwarf seahorse), 4167 nucleotides long. RefSeq names its product argonaute RISC catalytic component 2 (gene ago2). Bases 287 to 2917 code for a protein of 876 amino acids. Gene Ontology annotation, biological process: regulation of DNA-templated transcription; regulatory ncRNA-mediated gene silencing. The record is from RefSeq and is a predicted model, not a curated record. Lineage: Eukaryota; Metazoa; Chordata; Actinopteri; Syngnathiformes; Syngnathidae. Gene Ontology annotation, molecular function: endoribonuclease activity, cleaving siRNA-paired mRNA; RNA binding; protein binding. Gene Ontology annotation, cellular component: RISC complex. The transcript is spliced from 20 exons.
AAGAGGGCGUAACCGAAGCAGGAAGUAAGCACAAGGGUAUUCUCUGUGGAUGCCGAGCUCCUUUCUGUGCUAGCUUCGCACUCGGCUUGUGUUUGUGAGUUGGGGGGAUGGGGCCGCGCUGAGUAUGAGCCACUCUAAGUAUUUUGCAAAUAUAACAAUUUCCCAUCUCACAUACCCAUGUUUUUUACCGAACUACUUUUCCCACCACGUAUGACUUUUACUUGGAAUUCGCCGACGUGAAGUGGAGCAUUUUUACGGCCACGACAGGGGUUUAAAAGUCGACAAAAUGUAUCCCACUGGUGGAGCUCCAGAGAUGUUUGAGGGGCCACGUUCUUCUGGGUCAGCGAGCUCUGAGCCGCCCUCAUCCCCAGUGCCAGAAUAUGUGUUCAAGCCACCCUCAAGGCCAGACUUUGGCACCAUGGGCAGGACAAUCAAGCUCCAGGCCAAUUUCUUUGAGAUGGAAAUCCCCAAACUGGAAGUAUACCAUUAUGACAUUGACAUUAAGCCGGAGAAAUGUCCCAGGAGGGUCAACCGUGAAAUUGUGGAGCACAUGGUCCAGCACUUUAAAGCCCAGAUCUUUGGGGAUCGAAAGCCAGUGUAUGAUGGCAGGAAGAACCUGUACACGGCCAUGCCCUUGCCAAUAGGCAGAGACAAGGUGGAGCUUGAGGUGACCAUUCCAGGAGAGGGCAAAGACCGCAGCUUCAAAGUCUCCAUCAAGUGGGUGUCGUGCGUGAGCCUGCAAGCUCUGCAUGAGGCGCUGUCAGGGCGGCUACCCAGUGUCCCGUUUGAGACCAUCCAAGCUCUGGAUGUGGUCAUGAGACAUUUGCCCUCUAUGAGGUAUACUCCAGUGGGUCGUUCUUUCUUCACUCCCUCGGAGGGCUGUUCCAAUCCACUGGGUGGCGGUAGAGAGGUGUGGUUUGGCUUCCACCAAUCUGUCAGGCCUUCCCUUUGGAAAAUGAUGCUCAAUAUUGAUGUUUCGGCCACCGCGUUCUAUAAAGCUCAGCCUGUAAUUGAGUUCAUGUGUGAGGUCUUGGAUUUCAAAAGCAUUGAAGAACAACAGAAGCCCUUAACAGACUCUCAAAGAGUUAAAUUUACCAAAGAAAUUAAAGGCCUGAAAGUGGAGAUCACACAUUGUGGACAGAUGAAGAGGAAAUACAGAGUGUGCAAUGUGACCAGAAGACCAGCAAGCCAUCAAACCUUCCCCCUGCAGCAGGAGAGCGGCCAAACUAUUGAGUGCACCGUGGCGCAGUACUUCAAAGAUAAAUACAAACUCAUGCUGCGAUACCCCCACCUGCCGUGUCUGCAAGUGGGGCAGGAGCAAAAGCACACCUACCUGCCUCUAGAAGUGUGUAACAUAGUUGCAGGACAGCGCUGCAUCAAAAAACUGACAGACAAUCAAACCUCUACAAUGAUCCGUGCCACUGCUAGAUCAGCACCUGACCGUCAGGAUGAAAUUAGUAAACUGAUGAGAAGCGCCAACUUCAACACUGACCCAUACGUUCGCGAAUUCGGAGUGAUGGUGAGGGACGAGAUGACGGAAGUGAACGGCCGUGUCCUCCAAGCACCCUCCAUUCUGUAUGGAGGCAGGGUAUGUCCAUCAGCAGUUAACAAGGCGAUAGCCACGCCAAUCCAGGGCGUCUGGGACAUGAGGAACAAGCAGUUCCACACUGGCAUCGAAAUCAAAGUGUGGGCCAUCGCUUGCUUUGCACCGCAGAGACAGUGCACUGAACUCUUACUUAAAGCAUUCACAGAUCAGCUCAGGAAGAUCUCCCGGGAUGCAGGCAUGCCCAUUCAGGGUCAGCCCUGCUUCUGUAAGUACGCCCAGGGUGCCGAUAGCGUGGAGCCCAUGUUCAGACACCUCAAGUACACAUACCAGGGCCUCCAGCUGGUUGUCGUCAUCUUACCAGGAAAGACGCCCGUCUACGCCGAGGUAAAGCGUGUCGGAGACACAGUCCUUGGGAUGGCCACCCAGUGCGUGCAGGUGAAGAAUGUCCAGAAGACGACACCACAGACCCUCUCCAACCUCUGUCUGAAGAUCAAUGUCAAGCUGGGUGGUGUCAACAACAUCCUGCUUCCUCAGGGACGGCCGUUGGUGUUUCAGCAGCCUGUCAUCUUUCUUGGUGCCGAUGUAACUCAUCCUCCUGCGGGAGAUGGAAAAAAGCCCUCCAUUGCAGCUGUUGUCGGUAGCAUGGACGCCCACCCCAGCCGAUACUGCGCCACCGUUCGGGUCCAACAGCACAGACAGGAUAUCAUACAGGACUUGGCCACCAUGGUGAGAGAGCUGCUCAUCCAGUUCUACAAGUCGACCCGCUUCAAGCCGACCAGAAUCAUCUACUACCGGGAUGGCAUCUCCGAAGGACAGUUCAACCAGGUUCUUCAGCAUGAACUGCUUGCAAUCAGAGAGGCCUGCAUCAAGCUGGAGAAAGACUACCAGCCCGGCAUCACCUUUGUAGUAGUCCAGAAGAGACACCACACCAGGCUGUUUUGCACAGACCGAAACGAGAGGGUUGGAAAGAGUGGCAAUAUUCCCGCCGGCACCACAGUGGACACCAAAAUCACUCACCCAUCCGAAUUUGACUUCUACCUUUGCAGUCAUGCUGGCAUACAGGGUACCAGCAGGCCGUCUCACUACCACGUGCUCUGGGACGACAAUCACUUUUCUUCAGAUGAGCUGCAGGUGCUAACGUAUCAGCUGUGCCACACAUACGUGCGCUGCACCCGCUCCGUUUCCAUUCCGGCGCCCGCCUACUACGCCCAUUUGGUGGCUUUUCGCGCCCGCUAUCACUUGGUGGACAAAGAGCACGACAGUGCCGAGGGCAGUCACACAUCGGGUCAGAGCAACGGGCGUGACCAACAAGCCUUGGCCAAAGCCGUUCAGAUCCACCAGGACACCCUGCGCACAAUGUACUUCGCCUGAGGCCGCCGGGUUGGCGUGGGCCAAGGACGCCCUGCUGAGGAAACGCACUACCCCCUUUGCUGUCCGGCUGUCAGCUGUGUGCUUUUACUGUGUGAGCUCCCUAUCUAAAACACCUGGCAGGUACCCAAGACGAAUCCACUCUCUGUAAGUUGCAAAAACAAGCCCUCUACACCGGGUUUAUUUUUUUUAAAAUGUGUAUAUAUGUAUAUUUUUUUCCCCCUGUCGGAAAAUAUGAAAGUAUUGUUAUUCCACGCGGUGCUUUCUGAAUUAGGAGAAGCGGCACCUCACCCCCCGCACCCCCGUUUUUAUUUUUUUAAAAUCCUAUUUGAGGGCGUACUUUCGUUUGUUCCUCGGGUGUACAUUAUUGACCAGCCAAAUGCGCUGUCAAGAAUGGGUACUUUAAUCAAGUUGAAAGUACUCGCGACGUUCACAUCGAGCACUCUGAAAAUGAUGAAAGUGCCAUUCUGAGACCGCAUUUGAUCAUUUAUGUUUAGCCACAUUUUUUUUUAAUUCAGUAUUCGUCCCGGAUGACAUGAUACGCCAAAAUGUGGGACAGUUAACCCCUCUUGAAUCUUGACAUGAACUCUUGAACUAACACUUCCAGGGCUCUAAAUAUUUUCAUAGAUACAACGUAGUUGUCUGUUUUGAUGAGUUUGUACUUGCAUCCCAAUGGCCGUGCUGAAAUCUCUUAUUGGGACCGGUUCCCAGAAAACAUACAUUUUUUUUUUAAUGUACUCUUGAGCCGUGUUUAUAAGACACACGAUGUACAAAUCAAUAUAGGGAGCUGAAACACUUUUUUUCCACUCCCAUGUCUUUUUCUAGAAUGUUUUUAAUUUCAAACUUUUUAAUGAAUAUGCAUGUAGCCAGCUCCUAUUAUAAAAACGUAGACGCUUCUCCCCCCAGUACUCUAUUUUGGUUGUAUAAGUAUCCAGUAUAUAUACAGUGUAUAUGUGUGGAAGCUGCAGCGUCGUUGUCAGAGGAGGGCGUUGAUGUGGCUUUUCCAUAGCGAUGCGUUCGGUACAGUGGUCUGAAAGCUUUGAGAGCAAAUUCCUUCAAAAACAACUGCAAGUAUUUCCUCCUGGAAGCGAAAGGAGUUGUCGCACACACAAGCAUUGUUUUUAUGCAAAUGACUUUCUCUGAGUCUUUUUAUGAUGUUGAAAAUGAGCUAUAUUUUGAAUGAAUCUUCAGUGGAGACUGCCGAAACAGAUGUUUUUUUUUUUUUGAAUGAAAAAAUAAAACUUUUUUUAAAA